CGAGGACCCUGACCAAGAUGACAAGCCCACAAAAAGGAAGAGAGUCUUACCACCAAAACAGGGAGCAGGAGCGGCCGGAGGAGCGGCCGCAGCACCGGCCCAACCUCUGGCUCAGCCUCCGGUCCAAGCUCCGGUCCAAGCUGCAGUCCAAGCUCCGGUCCAGGCUCCGGCCCAGGCUCCAACCCAAGCUUCAGCUGCACAACCUGCUAGCGGAGUCAAAAGGGCGCCACCGGCAUCUAACGAUGCAUCAGGCAGAGCAGCAAAGUCAAAAGAGACAGGUGCGCAGGGAAGGCCUCGUAAAAAAAAAAACCCGAGGGACCAAAAAGGAGCUAUGGGAUGUACGUCUGUCGAAAUGACAACGCGAACCCUCUCUUUCAGAGCGUCGAUCGGGAUCUCAGAACCCUGGUUGCACGGUGUAUGAUGGACGAGCCGGCGGACCGCCCCGGUAUGAACACGAUCCGCCGUGUCAUCGACCAUAAGUUGGGCCAGCGAUAUGGCAACAAUGACCCGGAUACCCUGAGGCUGAAUAAUGACCUGUCCACCUUGUAUUCAAACCCUCCUAAUCCUCCGGUACGAAGACGGCACAUCCAACAGUUACAAAAGUGGUUGCGUAGGGACCCUGGCAUUGACCCCUCUCAGAGCCCAAGUGACACCGAGGAUGAGGCGGACGGAGGUCAAACACAGCAGCAACAAGCACAGCAGCAACAAGCACAGCAGCAACAAGCACAGCAGCAACAAGCACAGCACAACAAGCACAGCAGCAACAAGCACAGCAGCAACUUCCACCACAACAGCAACUGCAGCAGCCUGGUCCACAGGCUGGUCCACAGCAACAGGUCGGACAACAGCAACAACUCGGACAACAGCAACAACUCGGACAACAGCAACAACUCGGACAACAGCAACAACUCGGACAACAGCAACAACUCGGACAACAGCAACAACUCGGACAACAGCAACAACUCGGACAACAGCAACAACCUCUAGCACAGCAGCAACCUCACUUGCACCCUAUUACUGGUGAGAACAUCUAUGACUUAGACUAGGUAGCUAAGAAGGUAGAGCGAAGAAGCAAGUCAGAUCACAG
Messenger RNA from Canariomyces notabilis, 1087 nucleotides. RefSeq lists its product as uncharacterized. Lineage: Eukaryota; Fungi; Ascomycota; Sordariomycetes; Sordariales; Chaetomiaceae. The record is from RefSeq and is a predicted model, not a curated record. The coding region runs from base 337 to 987 and encodes 216 amino acids. The transcript is spliced from 4 exons.